AUUGUAUUUAUUCAAUAAAACAUCAUUCAUUAGAAUAGUGUUUCUACUAAAUACGAAAAUAAUUAUAGUUAAAUAACGUAUUCAAUUGGCAGCGGCAUAUUGUGCUGUUCGAAAUGGAUUACAUUGGUAUCAUUGGGCGGCUGUUGUUACUUGUGAACCUGUUCAUCGCAUCGCAAGCGUUUAUUUCUGACAACAAGGACGAAUACCAAGUAUGGCUGACAACAGGCGACGGUUCUAAAAAGCUACACCGAGAAGCGCCGUGUCGUAGAACCUCACACAGCAAUGGUUACAGCGUUUGGGUGGACCGGUCGAAACGUCGACAAUUCAUUGAAGGCUUUGGCGCAUCCCUUACUAACGCGGCCGCAUAUGUCAUCUAUCAUAGCCCGAAUCGACAUACAAUUAUGAGGGAUCUCUUUGGGAAAGGAGUAAACGACCUUGGAGUAAGUUUUCUACGGCUAGUGAUGGGGGCGUCAGACUUUCAGGGUGUCAGUCCAUACACAUAUGACGAUUUGGCGAACAAAUACGGAAGGGACUUUGACUUGAAUCAUUUUAACAUCCACAAAGAUCAUGCCUUUGUUAUCCCCAUUCUAAAAGAGGCAAAGUCUAUAAACCCCGAUAUUCGUAUUCUCGCUACCCCUUGGACCGCUCCCGCAUGGAUGAAAACGUCCCAUAAUCUAUUUGGCGGCGAUUUGAACGGCGGCUGGCACUAUCUACAUGCAUACGCAAAAUUUUUUGUCAGAUUCAUCAAGGCGUACCAGGCUGAGGGUAUUCACAUCGACUACCUGAGUCUUCAAAACGAGCCUCUUCUCUCCCGGAACGAUUACCCAACUAUGGUUAUCAAUGUAAACCUGAUGAAAACAUUUAUAAGAGAUCAUGUAGGACCCCAGUUUCAGCAAAAUAACAUCAAGACCAAGCUGCUGAUCUAUGAUCAUAACUGGUCUGAGAGUUGGUACCCGGAACAACUUCUUAGCGAUAAUAGCGUGAAGAAGUACGUAUCUGGCGUGGCGUGGCAUGGCUAUGAAGGCAGGCAUGAUGUUCCAGGCGCAUUUCACCAGAGGCACCCCGACAUCGGUAUGUAUUUCACUGAAAUAUCGGGUGGGGGAUGGGAUACCAACUUUGCUAGCGUUCUGACCUGGUAUACACGGAUUAUAUUUAUUGGUCAGACUCUGAACUGGGCUAAGGCUGUGGACCUCUGGAACCUGGCCCUAGACGAUCAUCACGGACCCAAAGUUGGAGUUGGCGGCUGUAAAGACUGUCGGGGAGUUAUAACAGUCAGCAACGGAUGGUACACCAAGAAUAUAGAGUAUUACGCUAUGGGCCACUUCAGCCGUUUCGUUCGCCCCGGGGCCGUUCGACUUCAAACCAACACCUUUGGCUGGGAUGAUUUGCAGUCGGUCGCCUUCGUGAAUACGGACGGUCAAACGGUGAUCGUUGUGCAAAAUCCGAGCUCCUCACGUUCAGCUAGCUUUUCGCUAGACUUGGACGCAAAGCAUUACCAGUACCAUAACCUACCGCCCAGGUCCGUUGUCACAUUUGUGAAAUAGAAGGGCAAUCAUGGGUUUUAUACCGAUCUCGCACGGGGGUGAAAUACAGCAAUGUUGUACUAGUUCAAUUGCCUAUAUUUAUUCACCAAAAAUGAUAUAUUUGAUUGUUCAUUUCUUAAGCAUGCAAGCUUCUCCUCACAUCCUUUUUUCAUGAUGUUGUAAAAUGUAUUUUUUCUUUAAUAAAUAAUAAUAAA
Mya arenaria is the source of this 1738-nucleotide messenger RNA. RefSeq lists its product as uncharacterized. Gene Ontology annotation, biological process: glucosylceramide catabolic process. Bases 114 to 1544 code for a protein of 476 amino acids. Gene Ontology annotation, molecular function: glucosylceramidase activity. Lineage: Eukaryota; Metazoa; Mollusca; Bivalvia; Myida; Myidae. The transcript has 7 exons. The record is from RefSeq and is a predicted model, not a curated record.